CUCUCUUCUCCCCCACCUCACUCCCCGUAUCCUCCAAAUGUGACCUCCCUGUUCCUCUGGCGGUGGCCUCCUGCAUCAUGUCGACCCCUCCCCGCAGCGCAACAGGCGUCCCCCUCACCCAAAACACCGCCCCGGUAGUCAAACACCGAUGCCUUUACACCCACGAUCUGCGACGCAAAGCCAAACGAUGGCAAGACGGCUUCCUUCGGUACCACACCUUCAACAAACGGAUCAUGGUCUACGACACGGCAGGCAAUUUUGUCGGCGAUCAGCAUGGGCGACACGAGGAGGGAAUCCAGGAUGGGGAUGAGUUGGAACUCGAUCGAGGCGUCUUGGUCCAGGUCUGCGAGUCGAUGGAACGCACCGAGACCGAUCUGUCGGGGUUGUACAGCAAUAAGAAGACCCAGCAGAGUCCUCGUCCGCGUCCGGGGGAUUCUCCCGUGCCCUCUAUGCGGCCGGGGACGGGGACGCCCGUCCGGUCGUCCCUCUCGUCGCAACAGCCGCGGUCGCUGAACGAUCUGCUUGGGAUUAGGAAGACCCCGGUUGCCCGACUCAUGUCGCCAUACGAGCAGCGUCAUCCGCCCAAAGAGACCGUCAGGGAUCAGUCGCCGCCGGACAGACCUACGCCGGACAGACCUGCGAAACGCUUAAAGGCGACUCCGUCCAAAGGACCGCGCGAUCAGGCGCGGCCUGCACCGGUCGUGAUCGAUUUAUGCGAGCCGUCGGAGAAAUCACCAGAGCCAGUGCAAACGUCAAAAGCGAGCGCCUCUACCCGGGUGUCAGACUCUUCUCCCCGAGCCAUUCCCAGACCACCGACAACCAACACAAGUACCGAACCCAAGAGAAAGAAUAGCACAACCACACCGAGGGUAGCCCCACCUCCCUCGCCUCCAUCCGCGCCCCCGAAUGCCGAAUCCAGACCCCCCGAAGCACCACUCAACACCCUCCGAAUAUCAACAGACCGACCUCGCAAGAAGUUACUCUACCAAGCUCUAUUGCCCAGGCAGCCCGCCCCUACAACCCCAUCAACCAUAUCCAAAACCGCCCCCGAUUCGCAGGCGGCUCACUCCAAGAUCCCUCCCUCAACCAAUCCCGAAUUUGCACCAUCCUCAUCAACCCUAUCCAUCCUAGACGAGAUGGUCAACAACUCGGCCAGUCGCCCAGCCGCACGAAUGAAUCCCACAACGCGAUCAACUGCACUCCGCAAAGCAUUGUCCGAUCCCACCGCUUUAACAAGGAGGAACGGUCCCACCGCUCUAACAAUGAGGAAUAAUCCCUUCGGUGGCCCUCUGCAGGAGGAUACACCGGGGGAACAAGGACCGUGGACGGCUGAAGCGAUGGAUUUGUUUGAUUUUUGGCCGCCGGGGAGGGAGAAGCCUGUUUAGGCCCUACUUACAGACCUAUAUGUUUAAUGUUUUACGAACAAUG
This is a messenger RNA of Aspergillus campestris IBT 28561, 1428 nucleotides long. RefSeq lists its product as uncharacterized. Gene Ontology annotation, cellular component: site of double-strand break; nucleus. The transcript is spliced from 2 exons. Lineage: Eukaryota; Fungi; Ascomycota; Eurotiomycetes; Eurotiales; Aspergillaceae. The record is from RefSeq and is a predicted model, not a curated record. Gene Ontology annotation, biological process: double-strand break repair. Bases 78 to 1385 code for a protein of 435 amino acids.